AUGUCGCUUGAUCCCAACGACGGAUUCGUCGCCGCCGAGGCCGCAGACCCGGAGACCGGCGACCUGCCAAUCUUCACCAUCGAGCGAGUACAGCUGCAGUUCUCCAUAGCGGCCGAUUUUGCAGCCGCACAGGUUGCCAACAAUGUCAUCAUCCUAGCCCUGUCCAAUGGCCGGAUUCUGCGCAUCGACCUGAACCGACCCGAAGAUAUUGACGACAUUGACCUACCAAAGAAGCCGUCCGAAAUCGGUAUUAUUCGACGCAUGUUCCUCGAUCCCACGGCGUCGCAUCUCCUGGUCUGCACAUCACUUGGGGAGAAUUAUUACCUACAUUCGCAGUCCAAGCAGCCUAGGCUUCUCACAAAAUUGCGUGGCGUCUUGAUCGAUAGCAUAGCAUGGAACCCAUCCCUGCCAACCGCCUCUACGAGAGAGAUCCUCAUCGGCGCCGCAGACGGCAACAUCUACGAGGCUUUCAUAGAAACGUCCAACGAGUUCUACAAGAAGGAAGUAAAGCAUCUAAAGAAUUUGCAUAAGCUCCCUGACGGACCCAUCACAGGCCUCUGGGUGGAUAACCUACAUGGCAAGACCGACUUGCGGAGGGUCAUGAUUGCUACGCAGAGCAGGCUGUUCCACCUCGUUGGCAGAAUUAGCCAUGGCUACGAUGGCAGCGGCUCUAUUUAUACCAGGAUGUUUGAGACGGAACAACCCGUCAUCCACGAGCUUUCAAGAGUCACUUCGGGGGCGAGCUCCACCUUCGUCGUGUCUCCCGAUCCGCUUGAUACCAGCCCUCAUGAUGACGAUGUGCCGGAUCGAGCAUAUGCAUGGCUAUCGUCGCAUGGUGUCUAUCAUGGGAAAUUACUGAACUCACCUACGGAUUCUGCGCUAGGUUCCAAAGUCUUUGCCGAGUCCAAGAUGCUCCCAAGAGCUCAAAUUGUCACACAGGGGUCCGGGAGCAAGCGGAAACCGUCUACCGAGACCAUUGAUGCCAUUGCUCUCACUCAGUGGCACAUUGUGAAUCUGGUUGGUGGCCGUGUUAUUACUACCAAUCGCCUUACCGGAGAAAUGGUAUCCGAGCACGAUGUGCUUUCUGCUGGCCAGAAGCCUAUCGGAUUUUCGGUAGAUUCUCAAAAGAACACCUUUUGGCUAUUCACUUCCGAAGAGAUCUUUGAGAUUGUGGUGCGCGACGAAGAUCGGAACAUUUGGAAAAUUAUGAUGGAAACGCAACAGUUUGAACCAGCUCUUCAACAGGCCCGCUCGCAAAUCCAGAGGGAGACUGUUUCUGCGGCAUUUGGCGACUACCUUUCUACCAAAGGCCAUUGGAGCGAAGCUGCCAUGAUAUACGGCCGGAGCAACAAGCCUUUUGAGGAAAUAGCGCUCAAGCUGAUUGACAGCAACCAGCCAGAUGCGCUGCGUAUCUUUCUACUCACUAAACUAGGCACGACCAAAAAGUCUGCCGUCAUGCAAAGAAUAAUGAUUGCGAGCUGGCUGGUCGAGAUCUUCAUGGCCAAGCUGAACUCCCUCGACGAUGCCAUCAUCACCCAUGCAGAUCUGUCGGAAAAAAUGAAUCCUGCAGAAUCCAGAAAAUUGAUCCUCUCAGCGAAGAAGGAAUUUCAGGAUUUUGUUAACAAGUACAAAAGUGAUCUCGACCACAAGACGGUGUACGAUGUGAUUAGCAGUCAUGGCAGAGAAGAAGAGCUUCUCUACUUCGCGAAUGCUAUCAAUGACUACAACUACGUCUUAUCUUACUGGGUACAACGAGAGAGAUGGACUGAGGCGCUCAAUGUCCUAAAAAAGCAGACAGAUGUGGAGGUCUUUUAUCGAUACAGCACUGUCUUAAUGUCACACGUUGCCCAAGAUACAGUGGAUAUUCUCAUGAGACACUCGGAUCUCAACCCGCGACGACUGAUUCCGGCCUUGUUAGAAUAUCACCGUGGCUUUUCUGGUGAAGCAACAGCCCAGAACCAGGCCAUAAGGUAUCUCAACUACGUAGUUUACCAGCUCAAUUCGACGGACGCAGCAGUUCACAACACGCUCGUGUCCAUCUAUGCCUCACACCCCUCCAAAGACGAGUCAGGGCUGCUAUCCUAUCUUCAGGCACAGGGUGACGAGCCUCGAUACGAUUCCGACUUUGCUUUGCGUCAGUGUAUCCACCACCAUCGAACACUGUCAUGCGUUCAUAUAUAUACCAGUAUGGAACAAUAUCUUCAGGCAGUUGACCUAGCGCUCUCCCAUAACGAGGUUGAGCUAGCUGCGGUUAUCGCUGAUAGACCAAUGUCAAAUCCCCAACUGCGAAAAAGACUAUGGCUAGCUGUUGCGCGGAGAGUCAUUUCUCAGUCUGACGGCAUCAAAACCGCUAUCGAAUUCCUGAAGAGAUGCGACUUGCUAAGGAUCGAAGACCUAAUUCCGUUCUUCCCCGACUUUGUAGUCAUCGAUGACUUCAAAGAGGAGAUCUGCGAAGCCCUGGAAGACUAUAGCCGAAAUAUUGACAAUUUGAAGAAAGAAAUGGAUGAAUCUUCGCAGACGGCGACAAAUAUUAAGCUGGACAUUGCUGCUCUGGAUCACAGAUACGCCAUCGUGGAGCCUGGUGAGAAGUGCUAUGUGUGUGGGCUCCCCUUGCUGAGCAGACAAUUCUUCGUCUUCCCUUGCCAACACUCUUUCCACUCGGACUGUAUGGGACGGAAAGUGUUGGAGCAAGCUGGUGUUGCCAAGUCAAACCGAAUCAAGGAACUCCAGAUGCAAAUCCACAAGGGUCUUGUGAGCGGAACGCAGCGGGAAGCCGUUGUGGCUGAGCUUGAUGCUUUGGUGGCGUCAGCAUGCAUUCUAUGUAGCGAUUUUGCCAUCAAGAGAAUAGACGAGCCGUUUAUCACGCGGGAUGAUAACCCUGAUGAGUGGGCAUUAUGA
This is a messenger RNA of Trichoderma virens Gv29-8, 2898 nucleotides long. RefSeq lists its product as uncharacterized. Gene Ontology annotation, biological process: vesicle-mediated transport; endosome organization; intracellular protein transport. Bases 1 to 2898 code for a protein of 965 amino acids. The transcript is spliced from 3 exons. Gene Ontology annotation, molecular function: protein-macromolecule adaptor activity. NCBI's taxonomy places the organism in Eukaryota, Fungi, Ascomycota, Sordariomycetes, Hypocreales, Hypocreaceae. Gene Ontology annotation, cellular component: HOPS complex; endosome. The record is from RefSeq and is a predicted model, not a curated record.